AUUAUAUUAUCAACCUUUAAUAAUGUUUCAAUAUUUAAUUCUGACUGUAAAAUAUUAGAAAGUAAUUUAUUAAAAUUAUUAAAUUAUACUUGGUAAAGUUCUAUUGUUAUAUUAUGUGCAAAUUAAUUUUGAAAUUUAAUUAUAACCUGAAUUAAAGCAUUUUGCAAACGUCGAUAAUCGUUAACAUUAAGUGUCUUCUUUUUAAGCUUCUUUGCCAUUUGUGUAACAAAUAUUGAAGAAUAAGAUGUAUUUUCUAUACAUUCUCCAAGAGCAGGACGAUUCUUAUUAACCACUAUAGCACGUUGCUCCUUUCUCUCUGUAUUAAUUGCUUCUCUUAAACGUUCUCGUAUAACCUCCAUUUUCAAAUUGAAACAAUCAUACGUUUACAUAUUAUCAUAGCUAUUUGAUAACUUUUCACUGGUAACUGAUCGACCGUACAGAGCAUCAUCUAACGAUGAGAUAUAUAACUAAAGUGUAGUUUGAAUUCCUAUUGAUAAGUAAUUCAUACAUAACUGUAUAAGAACAAAUCAUUAAUUAAUAAUUAUAUAAAACUCGAAUAUAUAUUUAUGUGAUAAAAAUAUAGUUUCUGAUAGAAAAAUUAUUUUAACAAAUAUAAUAGACACUUAUCCUUUGUUUUUAGUGAUCACUAUAUAAAUCUUCUGCAUGUUACACUUUUAUAAAUUGAAGAUAUUCAUGAACUUUUCAUCCCUCAACUUGGAAAAAGAAUAAAAAGAAAUGAAAAUACAAAGAGUUCGAUGAAUAUUUCUCUAGAUUGACAGAUAUCACUAGAUAAAAGCAUCAAUUUAUAAAAUGAGGAAAAGAAAGUAAAAGAAAAGACUGACGUAAAAGAAGAAAACGUAUAUAACUGAUAAAUAAGAGGUUUGUAUGUACAUACGACAUUACACCAAAGGGUAUAUUUUCAAGCAAUUCUAUUAUUAGGAUUGUUUGAAAAAUUCUGCGAAAAGAAAUCUUAUCGAUUGGAUCGAUACUUCACAAACUUUUCUAUCGGAAAUUAUAGGAUAAACGUGAAUACAAAAUUAUAUGCUUUCAUGUAUCACUCACACUUCAAUAAUUAUAUACAAUACGCGCGCAAAAAAAAAAAAGAAAAAUACUAGCUAAAGAAAAACUUGAAUCUUUCGUGACUUUACUUUAUCAUUUUCUUUGGUGCUUCUUAAAAGAACAUAAGCAAGAAUUUUUCCUUAAUACCACCGAUAGAAAAUCUUCAGCCAUUUGAAAUUGAAAACAAAGAAAUGGAUUCUUUUACUAAUCACUAUUACAAACUCAAUCGUUUACUUUUUUUAAUAAUCGGCCAAUGGCCUUAUCAAGAUUACAGAAUGAAAUUUGGUCUUAUGAUUAUCAUAUUUUUAUAUUUUGGUCUAGCUUUGUUAGGUCAGAUAUUUAAACUCAUUAGAGCUGGACACGAUUUGGAUCUUAUAUUCGAAAUUUUAAUAACAUUAUUAUCCAACGUUAUUUGCAUAACAAGAUAUUGUAAUUGCAUUGUCAAUGUAAAUAAGUUUAGAAAAUUAUUGGAAAACAUCAAAGAUGUUUGGAAUGCAACAAAAAUGAAAGAAGAAAUUGAAAUAAUCAAAAUUUAUGCUGAAGAAGUAUUCAGUUACUUUUCAUUAGGCUUCGUAGAUUUAAUUUCGUUGAUGCCAUGCAUAUUAGAUGUCGUUUUACCACUUAAUGAUACUAGAACUCGUAAAUUUUCAUAUCAAGCAGAAUUUUUUCUCGACGUAGAGAUAUAUUUUUAUCCUAUUCUAUUGCACACGUGGAUAACUAUGUUUUUUGGUGUGACCAUACUAAUCACUACAGAAAGUAUAUUUCUUAUGUUUGCUCAACAUUGUUGUAGUAUGUUCAAAAUACUUUGUUACAGAUUAGAACAUAUUUACGAUAAAAAUUUAGAAAACACCAAUAGAGAUAAUGCUUAUUACGAGGCUAAAUAUAGAGUAGCUGAUUGUAUAAAAUAUCACACAAAAAUUUUAGAGUUCAUCACAACUGUUAUUUCCUAUCACGAAUUAUCCUUUUUUAUUCAAUUUUUAAUCAUCGUGAUUUUAACGAGUAUCGUUUUCGUUCAAAUUAAAAUACUUCUUGGAAAAUACGAAGUAUUAAUAUAUUUAGCUUUAAUAGGAAGCCUUGUGUGUCAUGGAUAUCUUUGUGUUUAUCCUGGACAAAAAGUUUUAGAUCACAGUAAUUUAUUAUUGGAAAAGGCAUACAAUGGAUUCUGGUAUCUCGCUCCGACAAAAGCACAAAAAUUAUUACUGAUAAUAAUAAGAAGAAGUAUAAAUAGUACUCCAUUAAUUAUUAUGAAACUAUACGUACUUUCGCAUUAUAGUUUUGGAUUGGUUUUUAAAACGUCAAUGUCUUAUUUCACGGUGCUCUAUUCAUUUCGAUAAUAAUACAUGUGUACUUCGAUAUUUGUAAAAAUAAAUCAAAGCUAUUAGUACAUGUUCAUUACGUAUAUCUACUAUAUCAAUUUUAAUUAAAUCCUUAUUCUUUACUUUGUACAAAUAAAUGAGCUACAAAUAUUGUGUGU
Molecule: messenger RNA, 2533 nt
Organism: Vespa velutina
Lineage: Eukaryota; Metazoa; Arthropoda; Insecta; Hymenoptera; Vespidae
Exons: 9
Coding region: 1251-2393 (380 amino acids)
Biological process (GO): detection of chemical stimulus involved in sensory perception of smell; sensory perception of smell
Cellular component (GO): plasma membrane
Molecular function (GO): odorant binding; olfactory receptor activity
Source: RefSeq, a predicted model, not a curated record